CGAAAGAACGUGCCGUAAGGUGAACAUUGACCCGAAGGCGACCUCUUCUCCUCUCCCCCUCCCUCGCUGUGAAGAUGGCGCUUUCCAGGGCGUUAUGGGCUCGGGCCGCUGUGUGGGGGUCGGCGGUCACCCCUGGACUUUAUGUCACCCGGAGGCUGCAACUUGGUCGCUCUGGCCUGGCCGGGGGGCCCCCUCGGUCUGCAAAGCUUCACCUUUCUCCAAGGGCAGAGAUGAAGAACUUGAUCUCUUAUGUGGUGACAAAGACAAAAGUGAUUAAUGGGAAAUACCAUCGUUUCUUGGGUCGUCAUUUCCCCCGCUUCUAUGUCCUGUACACAAUCUUCAUGAAAGGAUUGCAGAUGUUAUGGGCUGAUGCCAAAAAGGCUAGAAGAAUAAAGACAAAUAUGUGGAAGCACAAUAUAAAGUUUCAUCAACUUUCAUACCGGGAGAUGGAGCAUUUGAGACAGUUCCGUCGAGACGUCACCAAGUGUCUUUUCCUAGGUAUUAUUUCCAUUCCACCCUUUGCCAACUACCUGGUCUUCUUGCUAAUGUACCUGUUUCCUAGGCAACUUCUGAUCCGACAUUUCUGGACCCCAAAGCAACAAAUUGAUUUCUUAGAUAUCUAUCAUGCUCUCCGAAAGCAGUCCCACCCAGAAAUCCUUUAUUAUUUAGAAAGGGUUAUCCCUCUCAUUUCUGAUGCAGGACUCCGGUGGCAUAUGACAGAGCUGUGCACCAAGAUACAGCAUGGUACCCACCCAGCAAUACAUGAUAUCCUGGCUCUGAGAAACUGUUUCUCUAACUAUCCUCUGGGCAUGAACCAACUCCAUGCUUGGCAAAUGAAAGCCUUGAGUCGAGCCAUGCUUCUCACACCUUAUCUGCCUCCUCUCUUGUUGAGACACCGUUUAAAGACUCAUACCACUGUGAUUCACCAACUGGACAAGGCUUUGGCAAAGCUAGGGAUUGGCCAGCUGACUGCUCAGGAAGUAAAAUCGGCUUGUUAUCUUCGUGGCCUGAAUUCUACCCACGUUGCCGAAGAGAGGUGUCGAACUUGGCUGGGAGAAUGGCUGCAGAUUUCCUGCAGCCUGAAAGAAGCUGAGCUGUCCCUUUUGCUACACAACGUGGUCCUGCUUUCCACCAACUACAUUGGGACAAGGCGCUGAGUGGACAUGGAGCGGAUGGCAUUGUCCUGCAGUCACAUAGUACAGCAGCGUGGGACCAAACAGCACUUGUCAGCAAAAGUGUGUGCACUGUUAGGUGUGUGGGAGGCAGAGGAGCAGGUGCCACAGGCUUCACAGUGUGGUACCCACGUGGGAGCCGGAACUGAAACAAACCCUGUUCCCAGGGGUGGCCCAUGUGAGGUGUCACCCCAGCUUCCUCAGAAUUAGCUGGAGCUGGCAGCAGCCUCUGUACUGAGCACUUACUGUGAUGUUUUAAGUUCAGAUCCCAGGAAGUGAGCCUUUGCCCCAGGUGGGAAUCCUUAUUUGGCUUAGGACUUAUCCACUGCCGUAUUCUUUACAGCCACAUUUUUGUGAAAGACAGUGUCUGGCUUGUAAGGGGAAAGGACUCGUUAAACUGGCACAUUUACGUCCAUGCAACUGCUUUGAUGCUCCUCUUUUGGUUUGAUCUGACCAAAAAUAGGGAUUUUUUUUUUUGUCCUCCUCACUGAGCUAACCACUCUCUUUGAACGCUUUUUUUUUUUUUUUAGUGAAUAACUUAUGGGAACAUUCUCAUGGAAUAGAUAAACGGAAAUACAAGCGCUUCUUGACCCCUUCCCAAUGUUUACAGGUUCACUCCCCUUGUCUUAAUUUCUGGGCUGUGCUACAGCCCCUGUGAAUCUUAAACUCUUUGCUACCUCCACUGUGUUGCAGCAAUCCAACUGUAACUGAUAGUGGCUGCCUUCUUUGGGCCCUGGAUCCAACCUGUAAGGUACUAAUUACUGCCCAGCCCUGGAGACCAGGAGAGGUCUGCAUCGAGAUAGUAAGUUGGGUUUAGCUUUUGUCUGUGUAUAUCAGUGACCCGUAGUAAUUUAUUGUAAAUGCAUGAAGCACUGUUUUUGAACCCAAGUAAAGACUGCCUGAAACCAGUUGCUGGAAA
This is a messenger RNA of Ceratotherium simum simum (southern white rhinoceros), 2091 nucleotides long. It is a transcript of the gene LETMD1, whose product is annotated as LETM1 domain containing 1. The record is from RefSeq and is a predicted model, not a curated record. Gene Ontology annotation, cellular component: mitochondrial inner membrane. Gene Ontology annotation, biological process: intracellular monoatomic cation homeostasis. Gene Ontology annotation, molecular function: ribosome binding. Lineage: Eukaryota; Metazoa; Chordata; Mammalia; Perissodactyla; Rhinocerotidae.